Hordeum vulgare subsp. vulgare (domesticated barley) is the source of this 1435-nucleotide messenger RNA. RefSeq names its product bidirectional sugar transporter SWEET1a-like. The coding region runs from base 251 to 1069 and encodes 272 amino acids. NCBI's taxonomy places the organism in Eukaryota, Viridiplantae, Streptophyta, Magnoliopsida, Poales, Poaceae. The transcript has 6 exons. Gene Ontology annotation, cellular component: membrane. The record is from RefSeq and is a predicted model, not a curated record. Gene Ontology annotation, biological process: carbohydrate transport. Gene Ontology annotation, molecular function: sugar transmembrane transporter activity.
CCUCAGUCCAGCCAUACACACAUGACCGCGUACGCACACAAGGACACGCCGCAUCCGUAAACGCAGCUCCCGUGUUGCCUAGCGCGGUACUGAAUACCGAGCCGUUGGGAGCUGAGAGCUACUCGGUGCCGCUGAGUGCUCCUCUCCUCUCCACUCCACUCCCCCCCUCUCCUCUCGCUCGGCCGAGAAGGAUAGAGAUAGACCUCCCCCUCUCCCCCCCACACCGUGUUCUUGGGGUAGACGCGCCGAGAUGGAGCAUAUCGCGAGGUUCUUCUUCGGGGUCUCUGGCAAUGUUAUUGCUCUGUUCCUCUUCCUGUCGCCGGUGGUCACCUUCUGGAGGAUCAUCAAGAGGAAGUCGACGGAGGACUUCUCCGGCGUGCCAUACAACAUGACGCUGCUCAACUGCCUCCUAUCCGCAUGGUACGGGUUGCCGUUCGUGUCCCCGAACAACAUCCUGGUGACGACGAUCAACGGCGCGGGGUCGGUGAUCGAGGCCAUCUACGUGGUGAUCUUCCUCAUCUUCGCGGAGCGCAGGUCUAAGAUCCGGAUGCUGGGCCUCCUCAGCGUGGUCACCGCCAUCUUCACCACGGUGGUGCUGGUGUCGCUGCUGGCGCUGCACGGCAAGGGGCGCACCGUCUUCUGCGGCCUCGCCGCCACCGUCUUCUCCAUCUGCAUGUACGCCUCGCCGCUCUCCAUCAUGAGGUUGGUGAUCAAGACCAAGAGCGUGGAGUUCAUGCCGUUCCUGCUGUCCCUGUCCGUGUUCCUCUGCGGCACCUCCUGGUUCAUCUACGGCCUGCUCGGCCUCGACCCCUUCAUCUACAUCCCCAACGGGUGCGGGAGCUUCCUGGGCCUGAUGCAGCUCAUCCUCUACGCCAUCUACCGGAAGAACAAGGGCCCCGCCGCCGGCGCCGUGCCGGCCGGCAAGGGGGAGGACGCCGACGAGGUGGAGGACGGCAAGAAGGCGGCCGCCGCGGUGGAGAUGGGCGAGGCCAAGGUCAACAAGGCCAACGACGACAGCGCCGUGGACGUCGACGAGCAGGCCGUCGACAAGGUCGCCUCCCAGGUGUAGCCGGCGCUGCCGAGAGCGUGCGAUGUGUGCAUGAGGUGGUAGCAAGGCUAGCAGCAUAAGGAGUAGUGGAGUUGUUACGCUAAGCAAGUACGUAAGCAGAUCGUCGGUGUCUGCCUGCUUGUUGAUUUGUUUUUCUUGGCUUGGUACGUACAUUUGCCACAAGCUGGUGCGUAGCUCUUUCCCGGUCAUCAACCUAAAGGAGGGCUGUGAGACGGUACUCUCGAGAUCUCGAGUUGUAUCAUCAAGUGUGAAUUGUUGGCUUUCCUCUUCUGCUCUUGUUUUGGUGUCUAGUGCAGUACGCUUGUACUCUCAUCUUUUUUUUUUAGAACUUGUGCUCUCAUCUCAUAAUCUCAGAAGAUGCUUAAA